AUGAGCCGCCAGCUGCACCUCUACCCCGGCAGGGAGCGCCUGGCCUUCAGCGGCGUCAUUCCGGGCCGGGUCAGCAGCUCCGCCUCGUUCCGAGCCGGCGUCAAGGGCGCGGCCGCCUUCGGCAGCAGGGGCCUCUUCAACCCCGGGGGCGGCCGGCGCCUGGCCCUGGGCAGCGGUCGGGCGGGCUCCGUGCUGGGUCCCUGCUCGGUCACCGGCGGCGGCCGCCUGGGCGGCUUCGUGGGCACCGUCUUCGGCAGCGCCGGGCUGGGGCCCGCGUGUCUGUCCGUGUGCCCGCCCGGCGGCAUCCCUCAGGUCGCCGUCAGUAAGAGCCUCCUGGCCCCCCUCAACGUGGAGCUGGACCUCGACAUCCAGAAGGUGCGCGCCCAGGAGCGGGAGCAGAUCAAGGUGCUGAACAAGUUCACCUCCUUCAUCGACAAGGUGCGGAUCCUGGAGCAGCAGAACCAGGUGCUGGGGACCAAGUGGGAGCUCCUGCAGCAGCUGGACCCGAACAACUGCAAGAACAGCCUGGAGCCCAUCCUCGAGGGCUGCACCAGCAACCUGUGCAAGCAGCUGGAGACGCUGUCUGGGGACCGGCUGAGUCUGGACUUGGGGCUGAGGAACGUGCAGGAUUUGGUGGAGGACUACAAAAAGAGGUACGAGGUGGAGAUUAACAGACGCCCAGCUGCUGAGAAUGAGUUUGUGGUGCUCAAGAAGGGUGUGAACGCUGCCUGCAUGAACAAGGUCGAGCUCCAGGCCAAGGUGGACUCCUUGACAGAUGAUAUCAAGUCCUUCAAGUGCCUCUAUGAAGGGGAGAUCCCUCAGGUCCAGUCCCACAUCAGUGACGUGUCCGUCAUCCUGUCCAUAGACAGCAACCGGGACCUGGACACGGACAGCAUCAUCACCCAGGUCUGCGCCCAGGACGAGCUCAUCGCCCUGGAGAGCAAGGGCGAGGCCGAGGCGCUGUACCAGACCAAGCUGAGCUGAAUCCAGGAGCUGCAGGUCACAGCGGACCAGCAUGGGGAUGACCUCAAACUCACCAAGGCUGAGAUCUCCCAUCUCAACCGAUGGAUCCAGAGAAUCCGAUUGGAGAUAGGGAACGUAGAGAAGCAGGUGGCAUUAAAUCCAUUUGCCCCUCGGUGCUCCAACCUGGAGAUGGCCAUUGCCAACGCUGAGCAGUGGGGUGACUGGGCCCUGAAGGACGCCCAGGCCAAGCUGGAUGAGCUGGAGGCCGCCCUGCUCCAGUCCAAGCAGGAGCUGGCCCGGAUGCUGCGAGAGUACCAGGAGCUGGCCCUGAUGAGCACAAAGCUGGCCCUGGACGUGGAGAUUGCCACCUACUGCCAGCUGCUGGAGGGCGAGGAGUGCAGGAUGUCUGGUGAAUAUCCAAAUUCCGUGAGCAUCGCCGUCAUCAGCAACACCAGCUCUGGGGCAGGAGGGGCUGGCUUCAGCGUGGGCUUUGGCACCUCGAGCAGUUGCAGCUGCAAACCCUCGGCGGUGGAUGUCAAAACCAAAGGCAGCUGUGGCAGUGAGUUCAAGGAUCCCCCUGCCAGAACCUCAGGCAGCAGAUGUGCAACCAAAAAGGCCUUGAGAUGA
Balaenoptera musculus (blue whale) is the source of this 1590-nucleotide messenger RNA. RefSeq names its product keratin, type II cytoskeletal 72-like. NCBI's taxonomy places the organism in Eukaryota, Metazoa, Chordata, Mammalia, Artiodactyla, Balaenopteridae. Gene Ontology annotation, biological process: keratinization; intermediate filament organization. The record is from RefSeq and is a predicted model, not a curated record. Gene Ontology annotation, molecular function: structural constituent of skin epidermis. Gene Ontology annotation, cellular component: keratin filament.